UCUGACGGGCCGCCGACAGCACUAAACGUUUAUGCCAUUUAACUAUGCCAUUUGAAGCCAGCUCCCAGGGGGUCACCAUCUUCCCUUCAGUCUACUAAACCAAAACUCAUCACAAGCAAGAUACUCAAAUUUCGAUAACAAAAUCCGUUCGCCCGGCCUCAUCAUUCCCAUAUGUUAUAGUAACGAACGAACGACCUUUUCCCGAAUUGCACCAUCCCUCCCAAAGAGCCCCACCCGCAAGAUGUCCGGCGUCGACUCCCCCGAUGUCCUAGCCGCAUACGACGCGGUACGCUCGGACAAGGACGCGACGAACUGGCUGCUACUCUCGUAUGCGAGUGCCGUAGGCGACAAGUUGGUACUCUCGGGAACCGGCAGCGGAGGAUUGUCGGAGGUGGUGUCCAAAUUAGACGACUCCCAAGUUAAUUACGCGUACGUGCGAAUCGAAUACAACAACGAUUCGGAGAGCAAGCGUGUCAAGUUCGUGCUCAUCGUAUGGAUCGGAGAAGGCGUCAAGGUGAUGCGCAAAGCCCGCGUGUCCAUAGAGAGCUCAAACGUGAAGAAGGUGCUGUCGCAUCACUCUAUAACAGUUGACGCUCGUGAUCGAGGCGAUCUUGACGAGAAGGACAUCGUGACUAGGCUGCGGAGAGCUGGCGGUGCUGAUUACAACGGCGGAAGAGGCUAAGAGAAUUAGACAGACGUUUGGAGGAAACCAUAUACGGAGUUAAGGGGUUGAGCGAAUAGAGGAUGCUAGGGGAUG
This is a messenger RNA of Daldinia decipiens, 757 nucleotides long. RefSeq names its product actin depolymerizing protein. Lineage: Eukaryota; Fungi; Ascomycota; Sordariomycetes; Xylariales; Hypoxylaceae. The transcript has a single exon. Gene Ontology annotation, molecular function: actin filament binding. Gene Ontology annotation, cellular component: actin filament; plasma membrane; site of polarized growth. Gene Ontology annotation, biological process: regulation of actin filament polymerization. Bases 242 to 682 code for a protein of 146 amino acids. The record is from RefSeq and is a predicted model, not a curated record.